Messenger RNA from Cynara cardunculus var. scolymus (artichoke), 1734 nucleotides. RefSeq names its product QWRF motif-containing protein 2-like. Bases 1 to 1734 code for a protein of 577 amino acids. Gene Ontology annotation, molecular function: microtubule binding. Gene Ontology annotation, cellular component: nuclear microtubule; centrosome; cytoplasm. Gene Ontology annotation, biological process: spindle assembly; centrosome cycle. The record is from RefSeq and is a predicted model, not a curated record. NCBI's taxonomy places the organism in Eukaryota, Viridiplantae, Streptophyta, Magnoliopsida, Asterales, Asteraceae. The transcript has 6 exons.
AUGGUUGCUGCUGUGUCUUCUACAACUACAACACCUAAUUCUAAGGUGUCAUCGUGGGGCUCGAAGCCGAAGCGUGCGCCGCUGUUGCCUUCCGAGGGUGAUAAAAAUGGUCAUCUUCUGCCACGGCGGCCGGAAUCUGGAGAUGUUACUUCACGGUACAUGUCUGCUACUACUUCCUCAAAUCCUAGUACAGAUGCAAUGAAUUCAUCAUCUUCGUCGUCGUCUUCUUGUUCGACGACAACGUUAUCUUUGAAUUCUGUCUGUACUCCGAGGASGCGGUUGCCGUCGAUGAAUCUCUUAGCGCCAGCAUCUCCGGUGAAAACUAAGCGAGAUCAAUCCGUGGAACGACGUCAUUCUGUUGGUAAGCCGCAUACAGGUGAGAUGUCGGCGAGCGCGAAGUCGUUGACGAAAAGGUCAGCAAGGAGUUUGUCGGUUUCAUUUCAAGGUGAAUCGUUUGCGCUUCCGGUUAGCAAGGUCGCAAAACCAUCGAAUAAUGGAUUGAGAAAUGGUACGCCGGAAAAGAGGAAGACGAUGGCGCCAGCAUCUAGGAUGUCCGAAAAUUUGAAGCCCAUCGACAAGCAACGAUGGCCUGGGAGAUCUCGGCAGGGAAGUUGUAUGACGAUGAGUGUAGAUUUUACAAAUGAAAAGAUGAAAUUCAGUGGAUCUGGGACCGCUGCCGCUGUUGAAGCUUCACGAAAAUCCAUGUCCGCCGUACAAACUGUUAAUUCCGAUCAUGCCAUUUCCGAUACCGAUAGUAUUUCCUCCGGCAGCACUCCAGGUAAUGUUCGAGGAGGAGGGCGUCGUGCUAUCGUGGUGCCGGCUAGGUUUUGGCAAGAAACUAUGAAUCUGCUUAGACGAGUGCAACCGGAGCCUGUUUCGCCAUCACCAUCGAAGAGCGAUAAGCUGAUCUCUGGAUACAAAUUUCUAGAUGAUGGUCCGAAACUAUCCCCAAAAGGUUCACCAUAUUCUCCGGUUAGAGGAGCUAUUCCGCCGCCUUCACCUAGCAGGAGAGCGAUCCCUUCAUCGCCACCGCGAAAUGCAGUAGGAUCAAACGAUAAUUUGGGAAAUACGCCUUCGAUCCUCAGCUUUUCUGUUGAUUCAAAGAGAGGGAAGGUUGGAGAGAAGAAGCUUGUUGAUGCACAUGUGUUGAGACUGAUGCACAACAAACAUUUGCAAUGGCGGUUCGCAAAUGCUAACGUAGAAGCUGCCAUGUUGGUCCAGCGAGCUACGGCUAAGAAAAGCCUAUAUAACGCAUGGGUGACUAUUUCGAAGAUAUGGCAUUCUGUCGUAUCCAAACGAGUAGAGAUGCAACAACUGAAGCAGAACUUGAAGUUGCAUUCUAUCCUCAAGAAACAAAUGUCGUAUUUGGAUAACUGGGAUCUAACCGAUAGGGACCACUCCAUUUCCUUAGCUGGAGCUAUUGGGGCUCUGGAGUCUAGCUCUCUUUGCCUUCCAGUUUUAUGUGGCGCAAAGGCAGAUAUUCUGAAUUUGAUAGAUGCCAUUUCCUCAGCCUUUGAUGUGAUGCAGGCAAUCACAGUCUCGAUAUGUUCUUUAGUAACUAAGGUGGAGCAUGUGAAUUCAUUGGCGUCUGAACUUGCAAGCUCAACGAAAACCGAAUGUUGUUUGCUUGAUCAGUGCAAGGAUCUAUUUACAACAUUGACACUCAUGGAGCAGGUGCAGGAUUGCAGCCUGAGAACACAUACAUUACAACUCAUGCCUACAACACGGCUGUGA